AUGUACAUAAGAAAUGCUGUCGUAACUAGUGAAUUGGCUAUUCGUAUGGCAGUAGAAUCCGUACGAAAUAAGAAUAUUCUUCCAGACGUCGAACUCAAUAUUACUCGUUAUUAUUCAUACGAAGAUGAAUCUUCUCUUAGCGCAAUAGAAACAUUCAAAAUGGUUGAAAGCAACGUAGAUGCCGUCAUAGGUGACGCUGAUCCUGGAUUAACUAGAGCCAGUGCAUCAAUCACUAGUCUUUUUAGUGUACCUCAGUGUUCUGCAGCCUCUGGAACUUUUGGUCUACCAGACAGAGAUGCCUACCCUUUCUUUUUUCGCACGGUUGGCAGCAUCACAUCUCACGCCUAUGCUCUAGGCGCUUGGAUGAAGAAUAUGGGAUGGGAAACGUUUUCACUUUUAUACAGUGCCGAUGCUUUAGGCGAUCGAGUUGCUGAUAUACUCAAUGAUCGAGGAGAGCAAUAUGGAUUUUAUUAUGCUCGAUCUUACCGCUUUUCUCAUGCAACGGAUGAAAGUAUUGAGCAGGCACUGACAGAAUUAAACCGCUCAGGCUCCCGUAUAGUCAUCUUGGCAUUUUCAAGGCCCUAUCAGCAAGUCAAUGUAUUACGUAAAGCAAGGGAAAUGGGCUUCAUGUCCAAAGGAUGGGUCUGGAUGGUUGCUGACGAUUUAGCAAACAAUUUCCUCCAAAAUAUAAAGGAUGAUGAUGAUGGUGAUGCCGUGACGGCUUAUAAUGGGCUCAUGUACAUUAGUACACUCUGGAACUUGACUGGGCUACCGGCCUUUGACGAGUUUCAAGCAAAAUGGCGACAACAGCCCGUCCCGUCAGAUUACUCUGAUCCGAGUAACUGGACUACAACAAGUUUAAAUUACGGUGCUGCGCAAGCUUAUUCUUGUCUCGAGCUGCUCACCCUCGGUAUCAAUAAGGCGCUUGACCAGUACUCCGGUGGCCGGGAAAAGGGAUUGCAAGACUUGGCUAGUGACACAUUUAACACGAGUUCGAUGACACCUAUGUUCUAUAAUUUUAACUAUUCUGGGCCUGCGGGCGACUUGACAUUCACUGAUACAGGUGAUCUACGAAAUGGCUACUUUCGACUUUUUUAUUUACAAAAUGGCAUUGCUGUGCCUUAUGCCAAUAUAAGGCUUGACAGUUAUGAGUCAAUCAAUAACCACAUCAUCUAUCCUGGAAACACACAAGAAAAGCCUCCAGAUAUUGCGAUUCAUCAAUACAUGAAUCCUACUCCCACAUCUCCUUUGGGCAUUGCCAUUCUUACUGUCUGUGGCGUUGGCUUAUUCUUUUGCUUACUCAUGGCCAUACUUAUCUUCUUUCAUAGACAUCUAAAACCAAUCAUGAUAUCCAGUCCGGUCUUUUGCUAUCUUCAGCUACUUGGUAUAUCCAUGUGCUAUAUCACUCUCAUUCUUCUUGUGAGACAGCCAACACCAGCAACCUGUGUUUCCAGGCAGUUCCUAUUUUGUAUGGGGUUUACCUUUGUUGUGGGAAGCAUCAUUGCUAAAAAUUACAGAAUUUACAAAAUCUACCAAAAUGUCUUCACUAUCCGCACCUCAAGGCUCAAAUCCUCCUAUCUCUUACGGCUUGUUGGUAUUUUUCAGAUCUUUGUAGUGGUGCCACUGGCGGUCUGGAAUAUUGUGUAUCGUGCUCAAGUGGUCAGCUAUCAACUCUUUGAGACUGACUUUUGCUGGGUAUGUGAGUAUCCAACAGCAAAGAAUGGUCAGUGGGGACGAUUUAAUCUGGCACAGAUGUUUGUCCUGAUAUGGCUCUUUCUGCUCAUCUUAACUGCCUGUUUUCUUGCGUUCAAGACAAGGGAUGUAAGUAGCAAAUGGUCUGAGACUACUCAAAUUGCUUAUGUGAGCUAUAACUUGAUUGUCUCUGCUUCUGUCAUGGUGCCUGGAUUACUCUUGGGGAAUGACUAUUAUGAUAUCUCACUUUACCUCUAUGUUGCCUCUCUCAUGUUUGGUUCAACCUUUACCCUGAUCACCAUAUUUAUUCCCAAGUUCGUAGUCAUAUCUAGACAUAUCCUUCAAAAUAGCAAAAAAUUCAACAUUUAUCGCAUGAAUUCUGACAGUCAGAACCAAAUGUCGAUUCAUUCUACAAAUUCUAUGGAUCAAAACAUCCAGUUGAAUUUGGUAGCCAAGAACAUGUACGACUUUACAGUACAAGCUCAUGAGGGUAUAUUGCCUGUAAAGAAGAUGGCUAAAUUUGACUUUCUUUCUAUUUGGACCUUGAAGCAUGUGGUGCUAGUACCAUUUAAAAAAUAUUUCAUUCUCUCUGAGAAAUCAGGCGAGAAUGCCACUGUUUACCAUUAUGUCAGCUGUGAGCCAGCCCUGGUGGGCAGCACAAAUCACUUUACUUUCCGUGUACGCACAGAUAAAAGUAUGUACUUUUUAUUCCAAGUAUACGAUCGUGAAUCAUUAGAUCGUUGGGUCAAUUGGUUCAACCGAGACCCUUCAACCGAACGAGGCAUUUCUCCUAAUGCAGGACGUAACAACGACGAUAACAAUAACGACCCAGAUGAUCCUCCAACCAGUCCUGAUAGGGCUGCAGUGAAAGUGCCCAAGAGUGAAUCGGCUACAUUUGGUAAUAUGCAAUCCGAGAUGCUCUAUAACUCAUCAACACCGAGCUUUCAGCAAAACUCUAGCAUUCCUCAAUCCUAUCCCACCUCCUCCUCUCUAUCCCGCUCAGCAAAGCAAGGACCCGUCGGAACACGUAGCAUUACUUCACCGUACGCAUCCUACGUUACCAACAGUAAUUUUGACGUGUCUGGUGCACCUCAUGUUACUUCACCUUAUACAUCAUUUACUACCUCCAAUCCAAACUUUGGUCGUGGCAACUUGCCAUCUAACCAGCAAAAUUCAUUUGGUGUGAUCAAUGAAAACGCGUGGCAAAGAUACCCAUAA
This is a messenger RNA of Rhizopus microsporus ATCC 52813, 2910 nucleotides long. Its product is annotated as periplasmic binding protein-like I. The coding region runs from base 1 to 2910 and encodes 969 amino acids. NCBI's taxonomy places the organism in Eukaryota, Fungi, Mucoromycota, Mucoromycetes, Mucorales, Rhizopodaceae. The transcript is spliced from 17 exons. Gene Ontology annotation, cellular component: membrane; G protein-coupled receptor heterodimeric complex. The record is from RefSeq and is a predicted model, not a curated record. Gene Ontology annotation, molecular function: G protein-coupled GABA receptor activity. Gene Ontology annotation, biological process: gamma-aminobutyric acid signaling pathway; G protein-coupled receptor signaling pathway.